GACCGGCGCUACCAGCCCCAUCGGCGCGGCCUGCUAUUGGCUGACGUGGGCUGGUGGGCGGGCCCUCGCGUGGGGGGCGGGAAGCAGGUCCGCUGUCACGCUCGGAGGUGCUGACCCUCUGGAGCCGCUGAGGGGGAAGGAAGGUGAAAAAGGAGCGCUAAAGAUUGGCGGGGGUUGUGGGAAAGCAAGCCGAGUGUACGGGAAGGGCCGGCUGCGGCCCGCCAUGUUUGAACCUGGCAAGAGCGAAAGAAGCCGGUUGGAAUGCCUUCUUCCUGCCCAAACUAAUAAAACCGCAUGCCUACCUUUUGCUUAGUAUUGGCUAGGGAUGACUAAUCAUAACAUUUGUAAGUACUUACGGGGUUUCCUCCAUGGAGACACAGAAGUCUGGGACGUUUCUAGAAGCCUGUGGCAAAUUUGAAAAGCAAGAUACAAAAUUGCGUAUGGAGUCUGAUUAUCGCUAUGUCAAUAAAUUUUCUUAAAAGAAAAAGCACUGAAAUAAAAUGGAAAUAAUAAUUCUUUUAAAAAUUUUUAAAAUUAUUUUUAUAGAGAUGGGGGUUUUGCCAUGUUGCCCAAGCAGGUCUCCAACUCCUGGACUCAAGCGAUCCCCCCACCCCCAGCCCCGUCUCCGCCUCCCAAAGUGUUAGGAUCACAGGCGUGAGCCAACGCGACCCGCCUGGAAAGAAUUCUAAAACAUGGCCUGCUUGGCCACUGCCCAGGAUCUGCAAGCUGCGCGCCCACAAGUUUCGGCACCCAUUUGGAUUUUCACAAUCGGAGAUGGCAGUGGUGAAGGCAUCAACAUCAAAAGCUACCAGGCCUUGGUAUUCUCAUCCAGUAUAUGCAAGAUACUGGCAACAUUAUCAUCAAGCAAUGGCUUGGAUGCAAAGCCACCACAAUGCCUACAGGAAGGCGGCGGAAUCCUGUUUCAGUCUUCCAUGGUUCUUCCUUCCUGCGCUUCUUCCCCAAAGCUCUUACGAUAACCAGGUUGUGUAUCCUCAGUCCUUCUAUGACCAUCAUGUGGCCUAGCAGGACUCCCCCUGCAGUUCUUCACAUUUCAGAGGGUCUGGGCAACAUCCACAUGGCAGCAGUAGGAUCCAGGCAUCCACAAGAGAAGACCAAGCUUUAUCCAAGGAGGAAGAGAUGGAGACCGAGUCAGAUGCAGAGGUAGCAUGUGACCUGAGCAAUAUGGCAAUCACCGAAGAGCUCCGCCAGUACUUUGCAGAGACAGAGAAGUACAGAGAAGAACUACUGCGGCGGCAACAGCUGGAUGCGGAGCGCCUGGACAGCUACGUGAACGCUGACCACGACCUGUACUGCAACACCCGCCGGUCGGUAGAGGCCCCAGCUGAGAGGCCUGUUGAGCGGCGCCAGGCCGAAAUGAAGCGUUUGUACUGGGACAGCGCCGCCAAGAUCCAGGCCAUGGAGGCUACCGUGCAGCUGAGCUUUGACAAGCACUGUGAUCCAAAGCAGCCUAAUUACUGGCCGGUCAUCCCCCUGAAGUUCUGAGCUCAGGGCACAGGGCACCCAGCCUCUUCCUCUUCCUCUUCCUUUUGGAUACGCGCUCUUCAUCUCUCCUUCUGUACAUUUCUCAGGGAAAGGGGACUUUGUACUGAGGUACAGGCAUGUUCACCACAGUCCCAGUGGGCCUGUCACGGGGUGGAUGUACUGUGCCAGCCACUUGGAGGUCGGCAGGACAUAUUCUGUUGCCAACAUGAUAAAUUUUAUCCUGACAUAAAAUGAUAAUUUUGUAUAUAUUAUACUGGUUUUUUAUGUUGUCGGUAACAGUUCAAUUCAUUAAAGUUCUUGCCUAGAGAAAAAAAAGAAUUCUAAAACAUGAA
Pan troglodytes (chimpanzee) is the source of this 1835-nucleotide messenger RNA. RefSeq names its product gem-associated protein 8-like. The record is from RefSeq and is a predicted model, not a curated record. Gene Ontology annotation, cellular component: SMN complex. The coding region runs from base 1138 to 1503 and encodes 121 amino acids. The transcript has a single exon. Lineage: Eukaryota; Metazoa; Chordata; Mammalia; Primates; Hominidae. Gene Ontology annotation, biological process: spliceosomal snRNP assembly.